Mauremys mutica (yellowpond turtle) is the source of this 2881-nucleotide messenger RNA. RefSeq names its product inosine monophosphate dehydrogenase 1 (gene IMPDH1). Gene Ontology annotation, molecular function: IMP dehydrogenase activity. Gene Ontology annotation, cellular component: cytoplasm. Bases 115 to 1668 code for a protein of 517 amino acids. The transcript has 15 exons. Gene Ontology annotation, biological process: GTP biosynthetic process. The record is from RefSeq and is a predicted model, not a curated record. NCBI's taxonomy places the organism in Eukaryota, Metazoa, Chordata, Testudines, Geoemydidae.
CCGGGAGCAGCCGCGGAGCCGCGGGUCCGCCCUGCGCUCCGCCCCGCAACGGCCCGGCGGGUCCCGGGCCCGGGCCCGCCCGUUGCAGGCUCCGCGCUUCCCCCGCCGCCAAGCAUGGCCGACUACCUGAUCAGCGGGGGUACGGGCUACGUCCCCGAGGAUGGCCUCACGGCCCAGCAGCUCUUUGCCAUCGCCGACGGCCUCACCUACAACGACUUCCUGAUCCUCCCAGGCUUCAUCGAUUUCACGGCGGAUGAAGUGGACCUGACCUCGGCGCUGACCCGCAAGAUCACCCUGAAGACGCCGCUCAUCUCGUCGCCCAUGGACACGGUCACUGAGUCGGACAUGGCGAUCGCCAUGGCGCUGAUGGGCGGCAUCGGGAUCAUCCACCACAACUGCACCCCGGAGUUCCAGGCCAACGAGGUGCGCAAGGUGAAGAAAUUUGAGCAGGGCUUCAUCACGGACCCGGUGGUGAUGAGCCCCACGCACAACGUGGGAGACGUCUUCGAGGCCAAGCUGCGGCACGGCUUCUCGGGGAUCCCCGUCACCGAGACGGGCAAGAUGGGCAGCAAGCUGGUGGGCAUUGUCACCUCGCGGGACAUCGACUUCCUCACCGAGAAGGACUAUGCCACCUACCUCAGCGAGGUGAUGACGAAGCGAAACGACCUGGUGGUGGCACCCGCCGGGGUCACCCUGAAGGAGGCCAAUGAGAUCCUGCAGCGCAGCAAGAAAGGGAAGCUGCCCAUCGUGAACGACAGCGACGAGCUGGUGGCCAUCAUCGCCCGCACGGACCUGAAGAAGAACCGCGACUACCCGCUGGCCUCCAAGGACUCCCGCAAGCAGCUGCUGUGCGGGUCAGCCAUCGGCACCCGCGAGGACGACAAGUACCGGCUCGACCUGCUCACGCAGGCCGGCGUCGACGUGGUGGUGCUGGACUCCUCCCAGGGCAAUUCCGUGUACCAGAUCGGCAUGAUCCAUUACAUCAAGCAGAAAUACCCUGAGCUGCAGGUGAUCGGUGGGAAUGGAUCCACAGUGGUGACAGCGGCGCAGGCCAAGAACCUGAUUGAUGCAGGGGUGGACGGCCUGCGUGUGGGCAUGGGCUGCGGCUCCAUCUGCAUCACACAGGAAGUGAUGGCGUGCGGCAGGCCCCAGGGCACAGCGGUGUACAAGGUGGCGGAGUACGCCCGCAGGUUCGGUGUGCCCGUGAUCGCCGAUGGCGGCAUCCAGACCGUGGGGCAUGUGGUGAAGGCGCUGUCUCUAGGAGCCUCUACGGUGAUGAUGGGCUCCCUGCUGGCAGCCACCACGGAGGCUCCGGGCGAGUAUUUCUUCUCAGACGGCGUGAGGCUGAAGAAGUAUCGGGGGAUGGGCUCGCUCGACGCCAUGGAGAAGAACAGCAGCAGCCAGAAGCGAUACUUCAGCGAAGGGGAUAAGGUGAAGGUGGCGCAGGGCGUCUCCGGCUCCAUCCAGGACAAGGGCUCCAUCCAGAAGUUCGUCCCAUACCUGAUCGCGGGGAUUCAGCAUGGCUGCCAGGACAUCGGGGCCAGGAGCCUCUCCAUCCUCCGCUCCAUGAUGUACUCGGGCGAGCUGAAGUUCGAGAAGAGGACCAUGUCGGCCCAGAUCGAAGGCGGCGUCCAUGGCCUCCACUCUUACGAGAAGCGGCUAUACUGACGACGGGCUCCGAAGCAGCAGCCAGCGCGCAGCUCCCAACGUCCCUGCCCCGGUCGCCGCCCGCCGCCUGUAGCCCAGCCCUCCCCUCCCAGCGCCGGGACAGCGCUCCGACCUCGCCACGCAGGGAUGGAUUUGCACUACGGCCAAGAGCGUCUCGCCUGCCCGGAGCCACCUUUGGCCAGGACCUGGCCCUGGCUGGACGUCCGGCAGCCAGGUUUCCCCAGCGCCUGGGGCUGGCCUGGUGCCAGGCCCCGGGAACCAGCCCCCUGGACUGGGCAGAACAGAGAGCAGGUGCUGGCAAGAGCUGCUGGGGGGGGCCACUGCCGGCUGGGCAGGAGCAUUUCAGCACUUAGCACUGAGCAGUGCCCCCAGCUCCUGCCUGCUGCAUCUUCACGGGCAGCCAGGGCCUGGCUGGAGCCUGCAUCCCCCCCCACUCCACCCAUCCUGCUCCGCUACACUCCCCACCGCUGCUGCCCUCCAUGGACACUGCUCCCCCAGCACCAGCGGCGUGGCCCGUCCCCCCCCACCAGAGCUAGUGCUGCAGCGGGGCUCACUGCUGGGCACAGGCCAGGGGGGGGCUGGCCCUGCAGCAGGGCAGUGACGGGAGACCCAGGGAUCUUGCUGACAGCCCGGGCCUGGCUCCGGCCCAGUAGCCCCUGGGCUUGAAGGGAUUUUAUAAACUUGUACAGGAGGCUGAGCCUUGCCUCGGCUAUUAACCCUCUGAUGCCCAGGGGCUGUCUUACCCUGCCCCCAAGGCUGUUCGUUAGUCCUGGACCAAACACAUGGACCAGCCACCUCCCCUCCAGUCCUUGUCCCUCUCUGCAGAGCCCCCGGGGUGUCAGCCCACUGCACGCCUGGCAGCUGCUCUGGGGCUCCUGCAGCUUGCCCAGCCACAGGGUGACGUCCCUCUGGGACAGCAGCUGCUCUCGGUGAGGCAGGGGGCAGGAGUGACCCCCACAGCUGGAAUGGGGCCUGGCCACCCCUCUGCAGCCCACCUCAGGCUCUGCGGGGCUGGCCAGCUGUUUCCUUCACUCGGUUUCUGCCAGAUGAGUUUAAAUCUCCUUUUUCUGUCACUGCAGCUACUGGCGAGUCCCGGCCUCUCCCCCUGCAGCACCGACCCCCCUACUCAUUGGAAGGCUUUAACUUUGCACAUCUGGGGUCCAGUGUUUGUAAUUGUGUAUUGAAGAAUAAUAAUAAAGUAAUACAGCAUCGG